Colletotrichum lupini is the source of this 900-nucleotide messenger RNA. RefSeq lists its product as uncharacterized. The coding region runs from base 1 to 900 and encodes 299 amino acids. The transcript is spliced from 4 exons. NCBI's taxonomy places the organism in Eukaryota, Fungi, Ascomycota, Sordariomycetes, Glomerellales, Glomerellaceae. The record is from RefSeq and is a predicted model, not a curated record. Gene Ontology annotation, cellular component: membrane. Gene Ontology annotation, biological process: transmembrane transport. Gene Ontology annotation, molecular function: transmembrane transporter activity.
AUGGCUGUUGAUAAAUCCAGGGGAAAGGGUGACACAAUGCAAGCCAGCUCUGAUCAUAUCGACGAUUUACAAUCCUUUCAAGAGCAAGAUAUUUCCCUUGAUAAAGAUGUCACUGAUGUCAACUUCAGCAUGGCAGAAGAGGAAUUCAUUGCUCACGAGAAGAGUUUGGUGAGGAAACUCGACUACACACUCGUCCCUAUGUCUCUAAUAGUAACUGGUCACAGUCAAGCCCGAUUGAGCUCAUUUGAGAAGAAUCUCAAUCUGACUGGAAAUCAAUUCAACGUUGCCGUUUCCAUCCUGAACAUAGGCUACAUGUUGAUGCAUCUUCCCAGUAACAUGCUCAUAACUCGGACACGGCCCGGCAUAUACAUCCCUGCUUGUACAUCAUUGUGGUCUAUCGUCUCAGCUGCCACGGCUGGAGCUGGCAAUUACACCCACCUUCUUGUUAUACGACUCUUUCUUGGCAUCGCGGAAGCCCCGUUCUUCCCCGGAGCCAUGUAUCUUCUAUCAUGCUGGUAUCCACGCAAAGAGCUAGCAUUGUGCACUGCCGUCUUAUACUCUGGCGUCCUCCUUGCCACGGCAUUCUCUGGACUUAUUGCUGCUGGCGUGCUCUCGAGCCUCGAGGGCGCAAGGGGCAUCGCUGGUUGGCAGUGGCUGUUCAUCAUCGAAGGAGCUGGAAGUUUCACCGCAGCGCUUCUAGGUUUCGCGCUGCUUCCUGACUUCCCCGGACAGAGGUCGGGUGUUGCCAAGUGGUUGCUCACAGAUGCUGAGCAAAGAGUCGCGGUUGAGCGUAUUCGAAGAGAUCGGGUUUCUUUACCAGAGGCAGACUCGAGUGUCUGGAACGGGCUGAAACUUGCCAUCAAAGACCCCCGUACUUGGGUAUUCCCGGCCCGCGAUUAG